AUGAGAUCACAGUUACCCGAUGAACAAAUGGAUACUGAUGUCACUCGAACAACAACUGCAGAAACUAAUGAUUCUGCAUCGGUUGAAUUGCAAAAGCUGUAUGAAACGCUGCAUAUUUUGACAGGUGGUAUUGAGACAUUGAGCGAUGAUGGACAACAUCUCAGUAAUGAAUCACUUCAGCUUCAAAUUAAACUUCAGUCAUUGAUAGAAGAUUUCUCACAACUUAAAUUAUCAAUGGAAGAAUCACAUAGUUUUUUGGAAGGAGUGAAAUACAAUCAAGACGUUCUCAAUCAAGAUUUGGCAUCAUUGAAAGAAAAGAUCAACGAUAUGCAAUAUGUUUCAUAUGAUGGAACAUUUAUAUGGAAGAUUACAAACUUUCAAGAGAAAAUGAUUGAUGCACAAUCUGAACGACAAACAUCCAUCUAUUCUCCACCCUUUUAUUCAUCACCUAUUGGAUAUAAAAUGCGGGCACGUUUGUAUCUCAAUGGGGAUGGCAAUGCUCGUCGUACACAUAUGUCACUUUUUUUUGUGUUGAUGCGAGGUUUAAACGAUCCCAUUCUCAAAUUCCCAUUCAACUACAAAGUCACAUUUUGUUUAUAUGACCAAACUCCAGCACAACGACAUAUCAUUGAUUCAUUUCGACCAGACAUUAGAUCGAAUAGUUUUCAACGACCAAGAUCAGAUAUGAAUAUUGCAAGUGGUAUACCAAAGUUUUUUCCAUUGGCAAUGAUUGAACAAGAAGGCAAUCCAUAUGUUAGAGAUGACACCAUGUUCAUCAAAAUUCUAGUUGAUUUUGGUGAUAUGCCCAAAACACUGCUACCUGAUGAAGCAACAUUUCUAACUGUACUAGCAACUGAACAAUUUUUCAAUAGUUUAUGUGAAGACUUAGAUGAUGCAUCAAAAGCAAUGGCGAAAAUCAGAAAAUUUUAA
Molecule: messenger RNA, 930 nt
Organism: Rotaria sp. Silwood1
Lineage: Eukaryota; Metazoa; Rotifera; Eurotatoria; Philodinida; Philodinidae
Source: the annotation of a GenBank genome assembly